AUGGUGGAGGACGGCGGCGAGGAGGAGGCGGAAGGGGACAGCGGGGGGAUGCCGGCGGCCAGCGCCGCGCCCCCGGGGCAGCGCUGCAACGGCUUCCUACCUGGCAAGGAGGAGGAGGAGGACGGGCGGGCCGGGGAGCGGGCGGAGGCCGAGGCCAUGCUGUCGGCAGCGGGCGGCCCGGUGGAGACGCGGCUGUCGCGGCGGCGGCUGGCGGUGCUGGCCGUCUUCAGCAGCUACUCGCUGGUGAACGCUUUCCAGUGGAUCCAGUACAGCAUCCUCAGCAACAUCUUCGCGGUCUUCUACGGCGUCUCCUUCACGCAGAUAGACUGGCUCUCCAUGGUCUACAUGGUGGCCUACGUGCCGCUGAUCCUGCCCGCUACCUGGCUGCUGGACACCCGCGGGCUGCGGCUCACGGCGCUGCUGGGUGCCGGCCUCAACGGGCUGGGAGCCUGGCUCAAGUGCGGCAGCCUGGCUCCCAGCCGGUACCCGCUCACCCUGGCAGCACAGGCUGUCUGCGCCGUCGCACAGGUCUUCAUCCUGGGGCUGCCUUCGCGCAUCGCAUCCGUCUGGUUCGGCCCCACCGAGGUCUCCACCGCCUGCGCCGUGGCUGUGCUGGGCAACCAGCUUGGCACUGCAAUAGGCUUUUUGUUGCCACCUGUUUUGGUUCCAAAUACACCGAAAGAUAUCGAUCUAAUGGCACAUAACAUCAGCAUCAUGUUCUAUGGAACAGCAAUAGUAUCCACACUUUUGUUCUUCUUAACAGGCGUUGUGUUUGAAGAAAAGCCCAAGUACCCUCCUAGUCACUCUCAAGCAGUCCUGCAGACUGUGCCUCCCGAGGAUUACUCCUACAAGCAGUCAAUUAUUAACUUGUUCAGAAAUACUCCAUUUGUACUUCUGCUCAUCAGUUAUGGUAUUAUGACUGGAGCAUUUUAUUCUGUCUCCACACUCUUAAACCAGAUGAUAUUAACUCAUUAUGAGGGAGAAGAAGUGAACGCUGGGAGAAUUGGCUUGACACUGGUGGUGGCAGGAAUGGUGGGUUCGAUUAUUUGUGGUUUGUGGCUGGAUUACACUAAAACAUACAAACAAACUACUUUGAUCGUUUACAUUCUCUCUUUCAUUGGAAUGCUGGUGUUUACCUUCACCCUGGACCUCGGAUACCUUACAGUGGUGUUUGUGACUGGAGGAGUACUGGGGUUCUUCAUGACUGGCUAUCUCCCACUUGGCUUUGAGUUUGCUGUGGAAAUUACAUACCCAGAGUCUGAAGGCACUUCCUCAGGUCUCCUUAAUGCAUCAGCACAGAUAUUUGGAAUUAUCUUCACACUUGUUCAAGGAAAACUCACAACAGACUACAGUCCUCGUGCAGGAAACCUCUUCCUUUGUGCUUGGAUCUUUGUGGGCAUUAUCUUAACAGCCUUAAUAAAAUCAGAUUUGCGAAGACACAAUGUGAAUUCAGGGAUAAUGAAUUUGGAUGUUAAAGCUGUUCCAGUUGAGAGUCCUGUCGAACCAGAAAACACUGCAUUAAAAGUUCAGUCAGCUUUAUAAAAGCUCAAAGAAGGUGGCUUUAGAAAUGCACAAGUUUGGUUGCCUACCGAACAAUAGUAAUUAGUGUAAUCACUGGAUUUGUGUGUAUGAGUAGUAAAAUGUGUUUGGUGAUGCCGGUGAUUGUUGCGUGAUAGGAACUAGGAAGAUGCUCAGUUCAUUUUGCCCAUGACGCAGGCAGUUCACUUUUGUAUGGAGUAUUUAUUAUAGCAGGUUUCAAGUUCUGCAGUUUCAUUAGUAGAGAACUGUGUGAACACUCUCCAGGCAUCACAAGUUCCUUUUUAAAUGUAUCUGUAUUUUUAAUAUAAGCCAAUGGUUCCUUCUGGGGAACUGUCUAUAGCACAACGGUGAAAACAAGAGAUGACUGCAAACGUGUGUGUUUCAGACUGACAUUGCUUUUGCCUUGAAACUUCUCGAUGGGUAUCAGAAGGCAGAUAAAAGAAAACGCUGUCUUACAGAUUCAUUGUAACAUUUCCAGGGAGAUUUAGAGAGUCUCCCACUAGAUAAACUGAAGAAAAACCCCAUUUCUUGUUAAAUGCAAAGGAGGAGAAAGGCCUUUGUCUCUACUGUGGAGUAUUUAUAGGCAAUGGAACACUACCACACAGGUUGCCUCCACAUUUGAGUGCUUUCUCAGUUAAAAUGAGAGGAGUACGUGUUUACAAAGAGCUGGUGCCUUUACUUUGUAAGGAAGAUCCUUGCCUCAUCCUGAGUUUAAUCAGUGCUGCUGAAGAAAUUCCAUGUUGUGUGUUAAACCUUCUCUGAGUGUUUGUGGCGUAUCAAACCGUGUUCUAUCCUUUUGUGCAUUUGUUUCUCUGUUAUGAACUGUGUAACUUGUCUUAAGAGAUGUUUUUGUGCUCAUACGAUUUAAAUCACGUGUGCAGUUAAGAGCUGUAAGGAUGACUGAAGGGAAAAUAGUGAUGUUUCAUUUUGAGGAAACAUUUGCUGUUUAUAUCAUACAUCUUGGUUACAAAAGGAGCCGACUUCAUUAACAUUCACCUUGUGUUAUUAGAUUGAUCUGAAUUUGGGAUGUGGAUUUCUCACUGCGGUGCUUUUAAACUAUUCUCCUUUACCUUGUGCUGUAUCUCUACACCUCCAGAACUGAUAGCAGCACAAUAACAGUGGAGCCCUACUAUUACUGAAUAAGUCAGGCCUGACUUGGUGGACUUUCUGCAGACACUUAAGCUUUGGUAGUAUUUAAGCUGAGCCUGCAGGUUCAUUGCCAUCAAUGAUGCCAUCUCUUUGAGUUCCCACAGAUGUCAUGCCAUCCAGGAGGUGGAAUCCUACUUGAAGUUUUCCACAGGUUGUUACAGUUGGGUAUGGGGACCUUUUAAACUCCAAACUAAGUCUUUCAGUAUGACAAGUAUCAUGAAAUGCUUUUCUUUUUUCUCAUUUCACUGUAAAUGUAGAGAAUAGUUUUAUGUAGA
Molecule: messenger RNA, 2963 nt
Organism: Melopsittacus undulatus (budgerigar)
Lineage: Eukaryota; Metazoa; Chordata; Aves; Psittaciformes; Psittaculidae
Gene: FLVCR1
Product: FLVCR choline and heme transporter 1
Exons: 10
Coding region: 1-1542 (513 amino acids)
Biological process (GO): heme export; transmembrane transport; mitochondrial transport
Cellular component (GO): mitochondrion; membrane
Molecular function (GO): heme binding; heme transmembrane transporter activity
Source: RefSeq, a predicted model, not a curated record